This is a messenger RNA of Zingiber officinale, 1162 nucleotides long. RefSeq names its product NADH dehydrogenase [ubiquinone] 1 alpha subcomplex subunit 2-like. NCBI's taxonomy places the organism in Eukaryota, Viridiplantae, Streptophyta, Magnoliopsida, Zingiberales, Zingiberaceae. The coding region runs from base 88 to 312 and encodes 74 amino acids. The record is from RefSeq and is a predicted model, not a curated record. The transcript has 3 exons.
CUAUUUGUGUCCUUGCGCUGGAGAAGAUCAUUUGAUCUGUUACUAGGUUUUUCGUUCAUUCGAAAGGCCAUUUCAAUCUUGUUAAGGAUGGCGUGGAGAGCUCAAUUGUCUCGCAAUCUGAAGGAGCUUCGUUUCCUUUUCUGCCAGACUUCGCCGGCCAGUGCUCAGACUCGGGAAUUUCUGCACAAGAGCUACAAGGAUCUGAAGACGCUGAACCCUAAACUCCCCAUCUUGAUCCGCGAAUGCAGGGGAGUUGAACCUCAACUUUGGGCGAGAUACGGGCAUGUUGACACAAAAUGCAAGAGGCAUUGACAAGGAAGAAGGAAUGCUGAACUCUUAACCCUUGUCAAGGUCGCCUCGUGUUACCUGCAGAAGCCUUGUGCCAAAGCUAUGACAGGUCAUAGAACUCACUAAGUCUUGUGUGAAGGCACAAAUGUUGUUGCAGUCAUUGCCUUUGUCUUAUGCGAAGGUUCUGACAUUGUUACAACCACACUGUCGUCAUGGACCAUGCUGAAGUCGACCUUGUCGUGGUCACUGCAGUUGCGUGCAAGUUUCAUUGUCUCGCCCUAUUUAUCUUUCCAGUCAGCGGUCGACAGAUUGAACAAGAUGUUUUACCUGUGUCAUUUGUUUGCUAAGACACAAACCACAGAUUCUAUUGAUUUCUUUAACUUGCCAAGUGAAUUAAACAUUGUGUCCUCAUUAUAGUCAUGGAUCCUACCAAAUGCUAGUUUUAUUUCUAGUUGUAACUUCUGAAAAUUUCAAUCUAAUUGGAACACAAAGACUAAGUUAUGGCUUCAGUGUCUCACUAUGUAUUGAUCAAAAAUUUUGUUUGAUUGCCCAAUGGAGGCAUGAAAUCAUAAGCAAUAUGGUAAAAAGUUGAAUAUGCACUUAUGUCUGAACAUGUGAUAGCUUUGUCUGUUUUUAAAAUGAUGAUCUUGGUUAGGUGUAGCUAAAAAUUUCAGUUCCAAGUUUUAAGAAAGCAGCAAUUGCUGCAGCAACCUUUCAUAUUUCCAGAUUGCUUUGUGAUUAAGUAUUAUAUUUGCAUUUUAGUUGGAAACUUUUUUUUUUUGUGCUUGCUUUUUUCUAAUACUUCGGUUACUCUGCCAGAUGUGGGUGUUGAGAGAUGUGUUAACUUGGAUGGUCUGACGGAAGCUCAAAUUAA